GAACAGGAAACCUCCAUUUUAGAGGAAUACAACAUUAACUGGACUCAGAAGCUGGGAGCUGGGAUCAGUGGGCCCGUUAGAGUCUGCAUGAAAAAAUCCUCCCAAGAACGCUUUGCACUGAAAAUCCUYCUCGAUCGUCCAAAAGCUCGAAAUGAGGUACGUCUGCACAUGAUGUGUGCAACACAUCCCAAUAUUGUUCAAAUAAUUGAAGUUUAUGCUAACAGUGUGCAGUUCCCACAUGAAUCCAGCCCCAGGGCUCGGCUCCUAAUUGUAAUGGAGAUGAUGGAAGGGGGAGAGCUCUUCCACAGAAUCAGCCAGCACCGRCACUUUACUGAGAAGCAAGCGAGCCAAGUAACAAAGCAGAUAGCUUUGGCUUUGCAGCAUUGCCACUCACUAAACAUUGCACACAGAGACCUCAAGCCUGAGAAUCUCCUCUUCAAGGAUAACUCUCUGGAUGCACCUGUUAAAUUGUGUGACUUUGGGUUUGCCAAAGUAGACCAAGGUGACUUGAUGACACCCCAGUUCACUCCCUAUUACGUAGCACCUCAGGUAUUGGAGGCACAAAGAAGACAUCAGAAAGAAAAGUCUGGUAUUAUCCCCACCUCUCCAACCCCUUACACUUACAACAAGAGCUGUGACCUGUGGUCCCUGGGGGUCAUUAUCUACGUGAUGCUGUGUGGAUAYCCCCCUUUUUACUCCAAGCACCACAGCCGGACGAUUCCCAAGGACAUGAGGAAAAAGAUCAUGACGGGAAGCUUUGAAUUCCCAGAGGAAGAGUGGAGCCAAAUCUCAGAAAUGGCAAAAGACAUUGUGAGAAAGCUGCUGAAGGUCAAACCUGAGGAACGGCUGACUAUUGAGGGGGUGUUGGACCAUCCCUGGCUCAAUUCCACGGAGGCUCUGGAUAACAUCCUGCCCUCUGCCCAGCUGAUGAUGGACAAGGCCAUGGUGGCAGGGAUACAACAGGCUCACGCAGAACAACUUGCAAACAUGAGAAUCCAAGACCUCAAAGUGAGCCUGAAACCCCUUCACUCUGUGAACAACCCGAUCCUGCGCAAGCGGAAACUGCUGGGCACCAAGCCAAAGGAUGGUGUUUACAUCCAUGACCCCGAGAAUGGAAGCAACGAUUCCAACGUGGCUCUGGAGAAGCUGAGAGAUGUGAUUGCUCAGUGCAUUCUACCACAGGCUGGUAAAGGAGAGAACGAAGAUGAGAAGCUGAAUGAAGUGAUGCAGGAGGCCUGGAAAUACAACAGGGAGUGCAAGUUGCUGCGAGACACCCUGCAGAGCUUCAGCUGGAAUGGCAGAGGAUUCACAGACAAAGUGGAUCGAUUAAAACUGGCAGAAAUCGUCAAACAAGUGAUUGAAGAGCAGACAAACUCCCACGACUCUCAAUAGCUGGAGCUUCUUAAUCUUAUUUUUUUUACCAUUUAAGAUUUAUUCUUUAACUGUAAAAAGUAUUUUUAUGUAAAUUAAUAAAUCAUAAUUAUUUCAUUAAAUUUCCAUACUGCUUGAAAAUGCUGUAUAGUUGUAGAUACAAGAAAAAAAAAUCAUUGGUACUGUAAUAUUUUUUUAAAACUCAGUUCCUCGAGGUAUAUAUGAUCACUUAUGUACUGUUAAUCAUGAGCCCCCCAAAUGGGGUGGAUUUUAUUGUUAAAAAUCAUUUUUUUUCUUAAUAACCAGUUGCAGAAGCUGCCUUUCACCUGCCACAUCCAGCCCCUGCAGUGACUGUAUGCGAAGGAGAGCCACAGUUUCACAAGCCCCUGCUCAGUGAGUACGUGAAGCAAGUGCUGUGAARCACAGAUUCACAGCUCCCCUUGGCACCAAAAUUCCAGGUCUUUAGGUAGAGAAAAAUCAAUUAAAUAACCUUCAGUUUGGCUUGGUGCCUUGCCCAGGCACCUGAGGCCAUGUGCUUGCUGGAAUUUUCUGUUCUGAGCAGUGACUCUCUUUCUUUGUUGUCCUCCUCAUCUCCCUCAGAGCUUUUUUUAAGGCUGAAUCAACCACUCAGCAUAAAACUAUUUUUUUCCCAUGUUAUCCAACAGCAGAACAAAAGAAUGUUCUAAUUCUUAUGCACAAGUUAUUUUAAUUUCCACGGUGGGAUCUUCUACAAACCGAGACCAGCCUGGGGUUUGUUUKUGUGGGAUCCACUCCUGUAUUCCCAUUCUUUCCUUCUUAGAAAAUCCAAGGCUUGGUUCAGGCUUGUUCUCUUGUUUGGMAGAGCUGCUCCCAGGCUGGUUCCCAGUGCUCUGGGGAACCCCUGGGAUCCAUCUCYGUGUCCCCUCCGGAGCCCAAAUUCCCGUCUCUGAUGCCUUCGAGCUCCUUCUUGGGGGAGCCAAAACUGCAGGGCUGCUCCUUGCCAUCCUUGGCUGCCUCCCCCAGGGCAGGUUCUUACUCUAGUCUGGAACAUUGGCUCCAAAAGCUGCUUUUUUUUUAAAUCCUGACAAAGCAAACCAAUAGGAAGAAUCUGUACAUAGUUCUAGUUUUCUACCUUUUCUGCUUCUCUUUCUUUCGAGACCGGGCGGAGGCUUUUUAUAGAGCUAUUUUGGUACCAAACCCGUGCAGACAUGGGGUGAGUUUGGUCUGCAGACUGAAGUGCCAACCCAGGGCCAUCAGUGACCACUCCUGAACGUUGUUGUCUUUCAUAGCUCAUCCAUUUUUGGGUUUACAUCGACAAACCUGAGCCAUGAAUCUCCCAAUUCUCUCUUACSGAAGUCCAGCCUUGUUCUUUUUUUGUCUCUUUUCUAUACCAAAACUUCCUUGCAGCUUUWGCUGGAUGGCAAAGCAGUGUCUGACUCUUUCUAUACAGUUUUCUAAACAAUGACUUGUUUUUUCUACAUGAAGGAGAUGCUUUGUUUCCUGUUCUCUGUCAGCCUUCUUUAAUCCUGUGGACAGUUUUCCAAUGUCUGGUUUAUUGCAGGGUAAGAACAGUGCCUGCUUAUCCAUCAUCUGAUGGGACCAGGGAGUGUUUGUGUGAGUUGGAAUUGCACCUCUGACACUAUCUGGAAUAUUUGUGCACUGACCUGUUGAUGAAAACUGAAGAGAAUUAGAAAAAAUUGGGAGUUUUUGUCAUUUCUUAGCUGUACCACCAAGCCCUGUUCCGUGCAUUUCUGUCCUUGCUCUAAUUCUAGGUCAUGUCUUGAAAUUGUUUCAUUUUGAACUUGAAAUUUGUCUUUUUUUCUGGAAAUUGAAACUUUCAAGUGUGGCAAAUAGAGAUGGAAACAAGGAAAUCACCUUUCUUUGAACAGCAAAGCAAAAAAUCCCCUCCAAAASCACUUUGUGACUCUGCCCUCCCAGGAGGAAAAUCUUCAGGCAGUUUUUUGGGAGUCAGGACUUGUUGGCAGGCAGAUGGAUCUUGUCUGUGAUAAAUAAGGGUCUGAUCUGAAGCAGAGGGAGGAGGGACAGGUUAAGAAAUUUAAAGACUCAAGGUCAAAUGGUUUUGUUUCUAUGAGAAAGCUGWUUUUUUUUAUUCUUUGAAAAGUUCUGUUUUACAUUUCAAAGUUYAAUAACUUUAAUGGAUUCAUUUCCCUAUUUUAAAGUAGCAUUUGACUUUCUCCUUCCUGUGUUUAGUUUAUUUUUCAGUUGAAGCAAGUGCAAGACACUUUGUCUUGAUUCUCUGAGGUUUGACUUGGUAAUAAAUCUACUGAUCCUUUAUAGCAGACUGUGAAUAUUGUAAAUAUCUUGAGCUGGAUGUGUGGGAUCAAAGAAGAUUGUACGAACACUAAAAAGAUGUAGGAAAGCUCUGGAGGUUGUUGGGUUUUGGUUUUUUAUUUUUAGAAUUUUAUUUAAGUGAAGAAAAAUCUCUGAAAUCAUUUGACCUUUUUCAAAAUUUUCUGUAUAUCUGACUUCUCCUGUGACUUGAUUAUUUGAAGCUUUUCUAUAUAUAUUAAAAAUUAGGAGAACUUGAUUAGAGAAAGAGAUUUUGAUUGGAAAUAGCGACAUAUCAAAAGUUUUGCUGUCAUUACUUCUGGAUUUUCUUUUGAAAAACYGAAUCUGUCUCCAUGUUUAACUCCUGUGUGUUAAAAUGUUCUCAUUUCUCCUUCUCAKUGUUCCCUGUUAGUUCCUUUUGGAUCAGUAUUACAUUGUAAAUAUUACCCAUCCUGUAUAUAAAUGAUUUUACUAAACUUAAAAGUUCCUGGU
Molecule: messenger RNA, 4131 nt
Organism: Malurus melanocephalus (red-backed fairy wren)
Lineage: Eukaryota; Metazoa; Chordata; Aves; Passeriformes; Maluridae
Gene: MAPKAPK5
Product: MAPK activated protein kinase 5
Exons: 13
Coding region: 88-1392 (434 amino acids)
Biological process (GO): Ras protein signal transduction; negative regulation of TOR signaling; protein autophosphorylation
Cellular component (GO): nucleus; cytoplasm
Molecular function (GO): mitogen-activated protein kinase binding; calcium-dependent protein serine/threonine kinase activity; ATP binding
Source: RefSeq, a predicted model, not a curated record